Crotalus tigris (Tiger rattlesnake) is the source of this 2942-nucleotide messenger RNA. Its product is annotated as olfactory receptor 6F1-like. Gene Ontology annotation, biological process: G protein-coupled receptor signaling pathway. Lineage: Eukaryota; Metazoa; Chordata; Lepidosauria; Squamata; Viperidae. The transcript has a single exon. Bases 345 to 1295 code for a protein of 316 amino acids. Gene Ontology annotation, molecular function: G protein-coupled receptor activity; olfactory receptor activity. The record is from RefSeq and is a predicted model, not a curated record. Gene Ontology annotation, cellular component: membrane.
AAAUUUGAUGAUAUUUUCCCAUUGGUUUCUGUGGUGGAGCAACAUAAAUCUAUUGAGGAGAUUGAGCAUGAAUAAUCUUUUUUAUUUUAGAUAGUAGAAGUACUGUACCUAUAGAAUAUAUGAGGGAAACUAUCAUAGCGGCAGGUUGAAUGUGAUCUCAGUAUUCAAAUUUCCAGAAACAAGGUUUUUUUUUUUAAAGGUUUUAAAAGAUAUUCUAAAUGCAAUAUCAUGAAGGUGAAAUCAGACUUAGGGAAGACCUAAACAAAAUAUAAAAUUGGUCCAUUUCAAGUAAGGAAGCCAGAGUCUAAACAGUAUGCUUUCCCCCAAUUUCAGCAAAGACAAAUAUGGGACAAAUGGAAAAGACCAAUGAAGGAGCAGAAAAUCAAACAAAAGUGAUGGAAUUCAUUCUUCUUGGCUUCCCUGGAUCUCAUUAUAUACAAAUGUUUGUCUUUAUUAUCUUCCUUAUCAUGUACAUUCUAACAGUUUUGGGAAAUGUUGUCAUCAUCAUUCUCAUAAUCUCAAAUCAGCAUCUCCAUACUCCCAUGUAUUUCUUCCUUUGCAAUCUCUCUUUUCUGGAAAUGUGGUAUACAACAGCCUCUGUUCCAAAGGCCCUUGCCACCAUUCUUGGAUGGAAUAAAGCCAUUUCUUCCAUUGGCUGCAUUAUGCAGAUGUACUUUGUUUUUUCUUUGGGAUGCACAGAAUACUUUCUGCUAUCUGUCAUGGCUUACGACCGAUAUUUGGCCAUAUGUUAUCCAUUGCGUUAUACCAUCAUCAUGAGAUUCCAUUUAUUUAGCAUGCUAGCAGCUAGCUCUUGGCUCUGUGGAUUCAUCAUUAUUUCUGUGCCAACUUUUCUGAUCUCAAGAUUGACUUUCUGUGGACCCAAUGUGAUUAAUCACUUCUAUUGCAACAUUGAUUCCUGGAUAGUUCUGGCUUGCAGUAGUACUUAUGAUGUUGAAAUGGCAGCUUUUAUUAUAUCCAUCUUUGUUAUAUUGGGACCCUGUGCUGUAACUCUACUUUCCUACAUUUAUAUAAUUUCUACCAUCCUGCGUAUUCCUUCAGUCAAAGGGCAGCAAAAAGCAUUUUCUACAUGUUCCUCCCAUCUUGCUGUUGUCAUCAUUUGGUAUGGUUCCACUAUUUUUCUCUAUGUUAAGCCUUCUAAAUGGACCUCUUUAGAAAUGACCAAAUUAGUGAACAUUUUGAACACAGCUGUAACUCCCUUGCUGAAUCCCUUUAUUUACACACUAAGGAACAAAGAAGUAAAGGAGGCAUUUAAGCAUACACUAUAUUGGCAUUAAAGAAAAAAUGUUGGUUAUAAAAAUAGAUUUUAGUUUGAAUAGUUUUAAAGACAAUGUACAUAUAAUUCUAUUUUUACAUCAUGUUUUUAAAUAACUUUAAUAAGAUUUUAAUAAAAAGACAAUUGAAAACUAACUGAAACUAAGAUUUAGAAUAUAGAAAAGUAAAAGAAAAGAAAGAAAAAAUUAAAAAGACAAAGACAGGAAGAAACAUUUAUUUGUUGUAGAGAAAUUGUAGGAUAUAGAUGUAAUAUUGUAGGAUAUAUGUAGAGUAGAGAAGAAAACCUGGGCAGAAAUCUGGCAAAACUCCAGAAAAAAAGCUGAUCAUGGAUUAGGGGCUUCACUCCCUCAACAGCCUCAGAGGAAAACUUGGAAAAACCAAAUUUGGGCUACCUAUGAACUUUGCAGCAAAGUAUAAUUUUAUUUUGGGAAAUCUACUAUUUCUGAAAUAAUAGGUAAAAAGUAUAUCAGAAUUUGAUUAAUUUUCUAUUUGGUAAUGAGUCUACAAUUAUAUGGUGGUCUGUACUAAUUAAAUAAUUGUUUUUAAUUCAUACUUAAGAUUCAGUUUUCUUUAUUAUGAAACAGGUAAUAUUAUCUUGAAAUCUGCAUAGAUCACUGAAUAUUGUUCAGGUAUUUAUUUUCCAGUUUGGCACCAGAUGUAUCAUUAUAAUUUGGGCAGAUGCAAUUAAUUUUUCCAAUAUUAAAAAGUUGCAUUUUUAAUAUGUGAAAGUAUUAUCUCCAAAGUUCUCAUUCUUUAAACAAAACUCUGAUUAUUUUAUAUCUCUGUGAAUUUGAUCUAAGAGGGAAAGUAUGGCCUGAAUCAAUUAAACACAUGUAAAUUGUACAGUACACAACAUUUUGUCACUUCUUAUUGCAAUAAUGCUGUGAAAUAGGCUGCGCUGAGGGAGAGUCAUUGGCUCAAUUAGUUCCUGUACUUUGAAUCCAAGACUUCUGAAUUGCACUUGCACAUCUUAGUGAUCACAUCAAUUUUCUUGUUUGAACUGUUUAAAUAUUGUCAGUGUUGACUCAUCAAAUACUUAUAUAUUUCUACAUUGAGUCACCUGAUUUCACAGCAGUUAAAUCAAGGAUUUAAGCAGCUAAAACACAACAACCACAGAAAUAUUUCCUCAAUCGUGAUUGAGUAAUACAGAGGUUCCUUCUCAAGCUCAUGACAGAUCUUCUGGGAGUGAACAAUCCCAGUUUUUCCUCAGGAAGGGACAGGUGUUAGAGAGAGAAGGGGGUGGGGAAUUCUUCAUAGUGAGUCUAGGUGCUUGGUACACAUCACAAUAAAAUGUAAAAGUUAAAAUCUGAAUCAUAUCAUGGUAAAAUCUGGCUUUUUGUAACUGUGAUCUAAUGUUGUAUAGAAAUAACACAUUGGUUUGUGUACAACACUUUUUUUUUCAGUUUCCCCAUCUAGUUACUUCUCUUUAAUUUUAUUUUGUUGAACAUUCUGUACUGAGUGAAAAUUAAUAAAAUUGUAUCUCUAAUAAUAUUUACACAAGGAGUUUGAAUGUCAUAACUUACACACAGAAAGUAUUUGAUUCUCAAGCUGAUUUGUACGCAUCUAUGCCUUUUAAUGAUAAAUUGCUUUCUGAAAUGGAUAACAAUUAAAAUAAAAUGUCAAUUUUAAAACAUAUUAUCAAACAAAUA